AUGAAAGAUAAAAUCUUUUUUGCCAAAAACAAAGCUCCGAAAAAUGCUAAUAACCGCCGUGGAAGACUCAUUAUUCGAAAUCUUCCGUUUACUACAAAUGAAGAACAAUUAAAAGAACAUUUUUCUAAAUUUGGUGAAAUAAAUGAUAUUAAACUUCUACGAAAACCUGAUGGAAAACUUAUUGGUUGUGGUUUUGUACAAUUUAUUGUUAAACAAAAUGCUGCUAAAGCAAUUGCCCAUACCAGUGGUAAAGAUUUUGGUGGUCGAUCUAUUGUUGUUGAUUGGGCCAUACCAAAAAAUAAGUACGAAACUAUUCAUACCACUAAAGAAAAAGAAGAAAAUAUCUCAAUCAAAGAAGAAAAUGUUGAAGCUAUUGUUGAAGAUCAAGAAGAAAUUAAAGAAGUUUUAUCUGAUGAUCAGAACAAUAUAGAAAAAUCUAAAACUGUUGAAGAUUAUCUUACUCUUGACACAAUAAAAGAGGAAUGUGACAACAAUUUUGUAGAUUUUGAGACUACAGAUAACGAAAAUGAUGUUAAAAGAAAAAGAGAAGACAAUGAUGAGAAUGAAUCUGUAAUUUCUACAGCAAAUAAAAAACGUUUUAAAUCUCACGACGUUAAAGAAGGUUUAACAGUUUUUUUUAAAAAUGUUUCAUUUAGUGUUAACAAUGAUGAAUUGAAGCGAUUUGUAAAAGAACGUUUUGGACCAAUUUACUAUGCACUUGUUUGUGUAGAUCGUUUAACAGAACAUUCUAAAGGAACAGCAUUUGUGAAAUUCAGAGAUUCUAGCAGUGUGGAAGCUUGUAUGUCUAGUUCUCCCGAAGACCUAACUCUUAAUGGAUCUACAAUGGAACCGCAAAUGGCAAUCGAUAAAGAAGUUCUAGAUAAAAAUAAAGACGAUAAAGUUAUUCAUAAGGAUAAUAGAAAUUUGUAUUUAAUCAAAGAAGGAGUUAUAAUUGCCGGAACAGCAGCUGCAAAUGGUGUAUCUGUUCAUGAUAUGAACAAAAGACUUGAGUUAGAGCAAUGGAAAUCUCAAGUUCUUAAAAAUUUAAAUAUGUUUGUGGCUCGUAAUCGACUUAUUAUCCACAACUUGCCAGCAAACAUGGAUAACAAAAACUUAAAAGAUUUAUUUACAAAAUAUACUCGUCCUAAUGCAGUAUUGAAAGUAGUUGUUAUGAGAAAUUUAAAAAAAGUUGAUCCCAAAGGAGUACCAAUUUCAAAAGAAUAUGCUUUUGUUACAUUUAAACAACAUGAAGAUGCUUUAAAAGCACUCAGAUCCAUCAAUAACAAUCCAAACAUUUUUAAUUCAAAUAAAAGACCAAUAGUAGCAUUUUCUAUUGAAAAUAGGCUUGUUUUACAAGCUAGACAACGUAGAAUAGACAAGAGUAAAACCAGCAAUCCAUUAUUUAAUAAACAACAACCAAAUACUUCAUCAACUGUUGAUAAUAAAAAUAAGAAAUUUAAUACAGAAAACAAUAACAAAAACAAUAGAUCUACCGCAUUAUCAAAAAAAAAAACAGCAGAUCUCCCUGAAUAUACUGGUAUAACAGCUAAAGAGGGGCACAUGGCAAUUCGAUCAAAGUUUAAACUUAAGAUUCAAUCAGAAGCUCAUCAGAAGAAUGUCAAAACCAAGAAGAAAUUAACAAUGAAAAAGAAACGUGACUUAGCUAUCAGAAACGAGAAGAAAAGAGAACCAAAAGUAAAAAGUAAAAAGAAGAAUACAAAAAAUGAUGCAUCGUUUUCAAAAUUAGUUAACAAAUAUAAGAAUAAAAUUUCAGCUCCAGAAACAAUGAAAAAAUGGUAUGAAGCAUAACUAUGAGAAUUUAGUGUAUUUUCUGUUGGAUAUUUGUAUAUUAAUAUAUUUCUCUUUAAAUGGA
Messenger RNA from Rhopalosiphum maidis (corn leaf aphid), 1873 nucleotides. Its product is annotated as RNA-binding protein 28. The record is from RefSeq and is a predicted model, not a curated record. The transcript is spliced from 10 exons. The coding region runs from base 1 to 1809 and encodes 602 amino acids. Lineage: Eukaryota; Metazoa; Arthropoda; Insecta; Hemiptera; Aphididae. Gene Ontology annotation, molecular function: RNA binding.